Molecule: messenger RNA, 1407 nt
Organism: Pseudophryne corroboree (corroboree frog)
Lineage: Eukaryota; Metazoa; Chordata; Amphibia; Anura; Myobatrachidae
Product: vimentin-like
Exons: 3
Coding region: 1-1131 (376 amino acids)
Biological process (GO): intermediate filament organization
Cellular component (GO): intermediate filament; cytoplasm
Molecular function (GO): structural constituent of cytoskeleton
Source: RefSeq, a predicted model, not a curated record
AUGAAGAGCUCCUCUUUUUCUCAGAAGACCCUGAGGGUGAGUGAGUCCAGCAAGGUCCGGGGUAGCACUGGAGCUUCCAAAAGUCAUGGUAGUGAUGGGUUCCAGGAGUCACUGGAGGGGGUCACCACUAAGGUCUAUGUUUACCGCCCUAAUGAGAAAGAAGAACUCCAGGAGGUGAACAACCGAUUUGCCAGCUACAUUGACAAGGUCCGGUCGCUGGAGCAAAAGAACAAGGCUCUGCGUGAUGAGCUGGAGGAACUGACCAGACGUCUGAAGGAAAGGGGUCCGGGCAUAUCAGACGACUAUGACAAACAGUUCAAAGAGCUAAAGGAAUUGAUUGAGAAGCUGAACAGAGAGAAGGGUGCUGCUGACAUUGAGCGGGGAAACCUGGAGGAGGAAAUUGAGAUCUGGAAUGCUAAAUGUGAUGAGGAGCUGGACCUGAGAGCGGAGGCAGAGAGGACACUGAAGGAGUUCCGUCAGGACGUGGAUGAUGCCACCAUGCAGAAGCUGGAGCUGGAGAGGAGAGUGGAACAACUGGUAGACGAAAUUGAGUUCCUCAAAAAACUUCACGAUGAGGAAGUUGCAGAUUUAUUGAAGCAAAUCGAUGAGUCGAGGGUGAACGUUGAGUUGGAAAGUUCCAGACCUGACCUAGCAGCAGCUCUGAGAGCCUUGCGGGUUCAGAUUGAGCAAGCAGCCAACAAAAAUAUCCAAGAGGCGGAGCAGUGGUACAAGACCAAGCUCAGUUCCGUGAAGGGUCAAGUGGUCAAGAGUGAGGAGAAGAUCAAGCAUAUCAAAGAAGAUAUCAGCAAGUAUUCCUCCCAGGUGUCUGACCUGCAGAAUCAAAUAGACACUUUGAGAGCCCGCAAUGAAGCCUUGGAGAAGCAGCUGGCUGAUAUGGAGGACCGGCAUCUGGAAGAAGUCUCCAUUUUGCAGGAAAUCAUCGCUCAACUGGAAAGUCGACUGCUAGAGACCAAAGCGGAUCUAGGCCGAUACUUGCAAGAUUACCAAGACCUGCUGAACAUCAAGCUCAAGCUAGAUGCAGAGAUUGCAGUCUACAGGAAAUUGCUGGAAGGAGAGGAGCAGAGGCUUGGUAUCACCCAAGAGUGUCAAGCUCGAGGUGACAAGCCCUAAACGUGUAGAUCACAGGAAGAGCGAACUUGCAGAUACCAUGCACACGUUAACUGCGAGAAGAUGAGACGGUGUUCCGACCACGUGAACGACUCACACUGAUUCAAUAAUAAUAAUCUCUAUUGCCUCAUGUUGCUUAUAGUCCAAGACUAUUGUGUACUGUAGCAGAUAUUUAAGCAUGCUGCGUGUUUUAUUCUAUGCUAAAGCAAAAGUAUUGCUGAAAUACAAGGUGUUAAUUAGAAAAGAGCUUUUUUUAUCACUGCAAACUCAUUAUACAGU